Atta colombica is the source of this 684-nucleotide messenger RNA. RefSeq names its product H2.0-like homeobox protein. The transcript has 4 exons. Gene Ontology annotation, biological process: regulation of DNA-templated transcription. The record is from RefSeq and is a predicted model, not a curated record. Gene Ontology annotation, molecular function: sequence-specific DNA binding; DNA-binding transcription factor activity, RNA polymerase II-specific. Lineage: Eukaryota; Metazoa; Arthropoda; Insecta; Hymenoptera; Formicidae. The coding region runs from base 1 to 684 and encodes 227 amino acids.
AUGAAUGACGUUAAUGCUUUCAACAUGGAUAAUUCUAAUUAUUCAAGACAAUUAAAAUUUGGUAUGGAUCGCAUAUUAUCGAAUGAAAUUUCCACAAGAAAAAUAGAUAUUCUUAAGCCACUUCCAAUACAACUCCCACCAAUACGUUGUCCUUGCAUCGAAAGUUGCGAGCAAUGCGAAACUGUCAGAACUGUCAGAACUUGCAUUUCAUUUCCGCAUGCCCAUUCGUCAUUAUCUGAGGGUACCACAUCUGCAUCUUAUACUGGGCUAAUGGAGAGUUUAGGAACUUUGUAUCGGCCAGCACCAUUACGCCCCAUACCAAAAGCACUUAUUUCAUCUUCUCCGAUGAUAAACUCUUCAGAAACAAACACACGAAGAAAAAGAUCGUGGUCUAGAGCAGUUUUUAGUUCUCUACAACGAAAAGGUUUGGAAAGAAGAUUCUCUCUACAAAAAUACAUUACAAAACCAGACAGACGACAAUUGGCAGCGACUUUAGGUCUAACCGAUGCACAGGUUAAAGUUUGGUUUCAAAAUCGUCGGAUGAAGUGGCGACAUACAAGAGAGAGUGAAAAUGUUACAUUUGCUGGUCCAGAUUCCACACAAAAAGAUUUUCCGCAAAAAUUAAUUAAAUCUAUUACCAAUGAUAUAACACAAAAAAACGAAGAAGAUAUAGAAAUCGAUUAA